Molecule: messenger RNA, 228 nt
Organism: Eimeria mitis
Lineage: Eukaryota; Apicomplexa; Conoidasida; Eucoccidiorida; Eimeriidae
Exons: 1
Coding region: 1-228 (75 amino acids)
Source: RefSeq, a predicted model, not a curated record
AUGCGGAAGGUUUGCACGGCAACUGGAGAGCUGCUGCACCCUUCAACAGGCAUUCGAAUAUGCGUAGUGGUGCGGAGCAUGGAGAGGGAGAUGUUUUGCUUCGUUGAAGAGCUGAAGCCCGUUUUGCAGUCGGGGCUAGAGAACCGGGACCGCCGGGCGGUUGGGAGAGCUGCUGUUGUGGCUUUAUGCGUGAUAGACUCGAAUGAAAUGAACUGCAAGGCCGGUUGA